Aspergillus mulundensis is the source of this 291-nucleotide messenger RNA. RefSeq lists its product as uncharacterized. Bases 1 to 291 code for a protein of 96 amino acids. The transcript is spliced from 2 exons. The record is from RefSeq and is a predicted model, not a curated record. NCBI's taxonomy places the organism in Eukaryota, Fungi, Ascomycota, Eurotiomycetes, Eurotiales, Aspergillaceae.
AUGCCCGGACGCAUCACUGCCUACGCUGUCGGCAUCACCGAAGACGGCCGUGACAACGGCGAUAAUCACUACCGGAUCACUGCUUCUAGCGAGGAGGCUCUUGAGAGUUGGACUGCGGUUAACAAGAGCUUCUUGGUUAAGAAUGUUGAUAACCGCUGGUUUGUUUACAAGUUCAAGGCGUUCCCGAACCUCUUCAACUCCUGGAUGGAGCUUCCAGACAAGUAUACCGGGGAGGUUAUCGUUGAGCACUUGCACAACCCUCUUCUUUGUCUCAAGAAGCCCCGCGCUUAG